ACUGCAGGUUGAAAACGGGUCUUUCACCCCUCUUGUUUUUACGUGUUUUGGUGGAAUGAGUCGGGAAUGUAGUCGUUUCUAUUCUCAAGCGGCCGAACAUCUAGUUGCAAAAAGAAAGGUUACCAAAAGAAUGUCCAGCUUAUGGAUUAAGACGAGAUUGAAUUUUGCUUUGUUGAGGAGCUGCCUACUAUGUCUUAGAGGCACAUGAACAGCAACAAAUGUGAUAAUGAGUGACGUUGACCUCUCCAGAGUAUUGUAUCAGAAUGUAACAUCGAUUCUAACAAUAUCUAAAUUUAUUUAUUAAAUCAGCGAAUUCGACGGCGAGUUUUGUUUGUUUUGAUUUUGCAUCGAACUGCGCAUGCUCAGAUACAAUCCGCCGUCGAAUUCGCCGCUCAAUUCGCUUCGUGAAAAUCCCCCGACGAUGCCAACGAAGGAACAUGAUGACGAAGGCCAUUUUGGUUUUGAAUGUUGUCGUGGUCCAGUGAAGGUUCUAGCGCUGCUUGACCUUUUUUUUCUUCUAAAACCUUUAUAUUUUGUAUUAUUUGUUUUCUAUAUGUUUUUACACGUAAGAUAAAUAUAUUGUCACGUUUUUUAGCUAUGUACAAAUCUUAAACGCACCAUUUUUAGGAUUUUUGGCUAGGAACGAAGAUUUUUAAGGAUCAUUCUACACAAAGCCAUGUAGCUAGCUACCCUUAGUUAUUACUAUUCAGUUUGAUAUAAUAGCUUUUUAUCCUAGCCAAUAUUUUUAUGUCCAAGUUAGCUCCUUUGGCCACCUUCUAGCUAGCUCUGAAUAAAAAGUGAAAGUAGCCAAAUGCACUGUGUUUGACUGCAACACAAUUCUUAAUUAUUGUGCUAAAUAAAUGCAGUUAGGCAGCAACCACUUUUAUUACUGUUAUGAAAACUUAUGCUGCAAAAUAAAAUUGCUCAAUAUUUUAACUAAACAGGAUAACGACAGGCGGUUUCCUGGAUUUUUUUAACCGAAGUUGCAAUAAAGAUAUUUAAAAGUUGUACUUGGGGCACUUGGAAAGAAUGGAGGAGGAUAAUUGGGUAAGAAAGUGUAGAGACCUGAUAGUUAGUGGGGCAAAGCCCAGAGGCAGACCGAGAAAGACUUGGCAGGAAGUUAUAAGGACAGACUUGAUACAGAGAAAGUUGAGUUUAGAUCUGACACAGUCUAGAUCAGAUUGGAAGAGGGUCAUUAAUACACCCCAUCCAACCCAUGCUAGCAUGGAAAGCGGACGUUAAGCCGAGAAUGAUGAUGAUGAUGAUGAUGAUGAAAAGUUGUGUUAUGCCUAUACUCAUCUCUGCGACACUGUGAGCUGUUUUCUGUUUUUUUGUUUUACCAAAGUUGCAAUAACAGUUUUUUUGGAAAAGGCUAUUACACCUACCUACAUGGAUGUGUCACACUGUUUACCUGUACUAAGCACUCAGCUGUUAGUAACAUUUCUUUCAAAUAAAAUUUACUUGAUUAAAAAAAACACGUUUGAUUGCAUUUGGUACUUGCAUUGAUUUCAUCAUAAACUAGAUGUUUAUGCUAUGACGGGGUGACAACGAAUUGCAAUCUGUGUUUUUAUUUCAGCUUAAAAUGUGGAAUGUUUAAAAAAAAUUAUUACACCAGGAACACCAUGAAUUGUGUGCACUUUACUCAAUUUACUACAUACUAUAUACCUGUACUAAAGCGCUUUACCUGAAUAUGUAGCAUAUUUGAUGGUUCUUAUUAAUCAUGGGGUAACAGUUACUUGUAGCUUAACCCGGCGUUUCAACAGAGUGUAUCCUGUGUCAUGAUUAAUUUGUUAACCUUAGUGCAACUUAUUCUGCAAAAUAAAAUAAUAUUGAUUUUUUUUGCUAUGAUGGGGUAACUGUUUAUGCUAAAAUGGUAUUUAGCAUAAACACGUGCAACUAAGCGCUUAGUCCAGUGUUAACGACAGUCUGUUUUCUGUGUUUAUGUUAGACCAAAGUUGUGAUAAAGUUUUUUUGGAAAAAGGUAUUGUACCUACAUGAAUGCGGGAAUUGUUUACCUGUACUAAGCGCACUGCCCGGAGUAACAUUCACUUUUGAACUUUGAACGACAUAUGUAUACCUGUACUAGAGUGCUCCACCUGAAUUUGUCGCACAGUUUACGGUUCUUAUUAAUUGCGCUACAGGAUUGUUAAAUGCUGGGUAACACAUUUACUUGUGACUUACCCCGGCGUGCAACGCCAUGUCCUCGGCUAGUGUAAACAAAUUAACGAAAAGUGUUGUUGAUCAAAAUGUGAAUAAAGUGAAAUGAAUGCAACGUAUUAGCAUCAAUGUGAAAUAAGUUUAACGAUGUAGCUAUUUUCAAGUUUUACGAUUUAAUAAUAACAAUUACAUAAAUAUUACGGUCCCCAAAUUUUUCCUGUUUCCCAGUCUUUUCCCUAUCAUUUCCACUCGACUUAUCAGUUUCGUGAUCAUUUACCCUUGUUUCCAGCCCGUUUUACUCCGUUUCAGCUAUUUCACCCAGUUUCUUCAUAGUUUCCCCUGUUUCCCCUGCAUUUCACCUCAAAGUACUUACGGUUUUACUUAAAGCUCAGUUCUUUAAAAUAUGUUUUAAUUUUGUAAAAAAGACUUUUUAAUUUUUUAAAGUAGAUAAAAUGGCAGAGGUAAAAGAAGGAUUGAAAGAUUUGACGCUUAAAGAAAAGAAACCAAUAAACCCUAUCCUCCGAACCAUCUUACAAGGUGUUGCUGAUGAAAACUGUCCUUUCUCAAAACUCACUGGUAUGCCACAUAUUGUGCAAAUGAUAUGGCAGAAAGUGUUAGCAGGUAUGAGAAUGCAUAUCAAAUUUGGGAAAAAUGAGGAUUAUGAAAAGAAUUUCGAGCCACCUCCUGCUUUUAAAACACAAACUGGUUUUCAAGCUCGUUUUCCAGUGAAAUUUCCUGAACCAACUGAUAUCAAUAUCAAUAUGAUGCCUUUCAUUAUGGAUCUAGAAUUUGAAAACACCAAAUUGCCUGAUUAUCUGGAACCAUAUUUUGAUAUUAUUGAAACAGCUUUUUAUGAUUUUCGUGAUAAUGAUGAGCUGGGCAAAGUUGGAUAUUUGACAAUCCAUGAAAGUUUGGUUGAGGAAGGAACAUCGCAACGAAGACCAGGUCUACAUACUGAAUCUCCUGGAGUCAUUUAUGUCAAAAAUAAAAUGGAUGAUAAGAAGUGUGAAGAAUUGUGCAUUGAGAAGGGUUCUGGUUUCGAUCAAAUCUAUCCUUUGCCUGUUUGGUGGGGCAAGUUAGGAUACAAAAGUUGCCACAACCCUUUUGGUGGGAUCUACAUGGCUUCAACCGUUGACGAUUCUUGUGAAGUUUGGGAUUGUCAAAUCGAAGCAGAUAAUAAUGGUAACGAGUUGAUCCGCAAAUAUGGAGAUAUUGAGCAUCUUAGAAGUUUCUUGCCAGAAUCCACGAAAAUGAAAGCUAAUGUGCUUUAUUGGAUUACUGACAGAACACCUCAUGAGUCUUUGCCAAUUAAAAAAGGAACUUACAGACAGUUCUUCAGACUUGUGACACACAAAGUUUCAGUUUGGUAUGAAGAUCAUUCAACUAAAAAUCCUAAUGGUGUGGUUCCUGAUCCUAAGAUGACAAGGAUAGUAAAAGGAUCAAAAUUUGAUAAAGACUAUGUAACUGUUAUUGGGUAAAGACUGUUCAGGAUUUGAAGUCUAUUUUGAAUAAAUUGACUUUCUCUAUGAUCUAACAAUCUUUUUGAAACCCUGUUUUUAGAGUGCAGUAUUUGGUCUUCUAAUAACUAUUUAAGAGGGUCUUUCACAUUUAAACUAAAAUAUUUGCUGAAAAUUUGUGGACAUCUUUAGUAUAUCCUCUAUUGUUUCAUCUUUUACUUCUUUUUACUUAGUUUACCUUUCAUGCUAUUUUUUAUUUUUACCUAUGGUGCUUUUAAGUUAGAUGUUUCAUUAUGUUUUUAUCUUUGUUAUUUUUGGAUACUUUUCUCUCACUACCAAUACAGAUUAACUUCUAUUAUACUUUUUUAUAAACACAAUUUAAAUUAUUAUUGUUAUAUUAUUUAACCUUUUUUUUAUUCGUCAAUUUUUGUUAUCAUUCGUAUAUCGGGCGAACAACAAUUUUUUUUAGGUGUUUGAUGCUCGACGAGACCACCAAACACUUUUUUGUGGGUCACUCGGUAUUAAAAUUUAUUACAAAACAUCACAUUUUAUAGUUUAAUUUUUCGAGAUUUGCAUCACGGACAAUUUUUUGAAAUACAUUACAAUACACUCUUUUGAAAAUAUUACCUGCGUUAAUUUUUUGUUUGAUAAAUGCACCAUCAUUGUUUUGGUCAUACUUGUUCACUUUUGACUUGCAGGAAAAUUAGUUUUUCUAACUCUUCUCCUAAGAUACAUCAUUUAUAGAUUAAAGUUUGAGAAAUUUCCAACAGCAUUUUUACUAAGAAUUCCACAAAACUUGCUUAAACUGCCAUAAAUUUCUUACACAAGAUGUUAAAAUUAUACAACGGUUCCAGAUUGUAUUCUUCUUUUCUUCUAGCAAAAUAAACAAAAUAAAAUAGAAAUUCAUUGGUUGUUUUGAGAAGAUAUUGAUUUGUGUUUGAAAAGUUAAACAAUUUUAAAACUUUCAAAUGGAAUGUUUAGUUGAGGAAACCAACAAUCUUACUUUGAAAACUCCAUUACACCUUAUUGCAAGAAUCAUUUUACUUGGUGUACAUGAUGAAGACAGCCCAAUAUAGAAUGGUAUUCCUCAUGGUUUACAAAUGAUAUGGAGUUAUGUGCUAACGGUGAAAAUACAUAUCAGACCCUGCUUUAAUGAAGAUGAUUGCCAUUAUCAUUUUGUUCACCCGGAACCUUUUCUAGGCUGUUGCAGCUUUCAGUUCCAACAACUAAUCAAAUUUCCAAAAUUAAUGUUAAUAUGAUGCCUUUUAUAAUGGCUCUAAAGUUUAAGAACACAAAGUUACCAAAUUAUUUAAAGAAAUAUUAUAAAAAGUUCAUCCGAGAAAUUUUUGAUAUGCAUCCGUACAGAUAUCAGGAAUUUGGUAAAAUUUGUUACUUGACAAAUCAUGAAAGCGUGGUUGAGGAAGGAAAUUUGCAACGAAGACCAGGUCUACACACUGAGUCUCCUGGUAUUAUUUAUGUUAAAAAUGAAAUUAAUGAUCAAGAUUCGAAGAAGUUAUCUAUUAUUGAGAAAGGGGAAGUAGGUGAAGUAUAUCCCAUGUCGAGCUUGUGGGGUCGAUCAAGGUAUUAUAGCGGGGAUAAGGUAUCAGGAGGAAUAUACAUGGCCUCAAAUAUAGAAGAUUCUUGUGAAGUUUGGGAUUGUCGAAUCGAAGCUGAUAGCAAUGAAAAUGAAAUUAUCGGUAAACAUGGUGAUGUUGAGCAUUGGAGGAGUUUUUCACCCAAGAGAUGAACAAAACUGAGAGCAAAUACUAUGUAUUGAAUAACUGACCGAACACCUCACGAGUCUUUGCCUUUACAGGAAAAGACGCAUAGACAAUUCUUCAGACUUGUGACACACAUAGUUUCAGUUUGGCACGAAGAUCAUUCAACGAAAAAUCCUAAUGGGUUGUUCCCGAGCCUAAAAUCACGAGAAUCGUGAUCGUGAGAAUUUGAUAAAGAUGUCCUAACUGUUGUAGCGUAAAAAACCAUCAUCAAUAAAAAGCCUCUUUUUGUGUCAAUGAUUUCCAGGGAAACAUCUUUUGUGUGUGAAAUGAAAAUUAAGGUAAUGUCGAGAAAAGAAUUUUUUUAUUUUGUUUCAUUUGAUUUUUUGGUUACUUCUAAUGCAGUGCAGGCUGGUCCUUGGCUUUCCCUCGGCAUCUGCCAUAGUGUUACUAUAUUAUCUCUGGGGCUGUUCACCUUGUUAAACUAUUCAAUUUUUCCCCAAUACCACACUCCACAGUUAAACAUUAUAUGUAGCUUAUCUUUCUAUUUUAUGAUAUUUUUUACUCCGGUCAAUUAUACUCAUGUGCAUUUAAUUUCAAUAAAAAUGUAUAUUAUAUUUAAAUUAAAUUUAUACAGCAUGCAUACAUAUUUUGAAUUUAUAUUUUGUAAUCAUAAACAUUAGAACUUGCCAUAUUUAAUAAGCAA
Hydractinia symbiolongicarpus is the source of this 6038-nucleotide messenger RNA. RefSeq lists its product as uncharacterized. NCBI's taxonomy places the organism in Eukaryota, Metazoa, Cnidaria, Hydrozoa, Anthoathecata, Hydractiniidae. The transcript has a single exon. Bases 2610 to 3635 code for a protein of 341 amino acids. The record is from RefSeq and is a predicted model, not a curated record.